AUGCCGCCAUCCUCACUCAGACCGAUCCGCUUGGCAACCGUCAUGCGCGGGCUAUACGCCUACCUCCAAAACGGAGCCUAUUUCUACCCAUACGACGGACCAAAACGCAACACUAGUACAACGUUCGAAACGCUGCAGUUGGCUGCAUCGGGACCCAUGUGGAAGUGUUUCCUUUUCGCAAAAGCUCCAAACGUAAACGAACCCAUGCGCGCACCCAACCCAGCCACUGGGCUUCCUCUUAAGCGCAUACUGCCUGUGCAAAAGACCGACGAUGUCGCAAAACCAAAGAAGGCUCAAUCGCUUCAUCGCUUCACUGCCACACUCGAAGGCAUACUCCGCAACGCCGCCAUCACCAGUCACGCCGAUCCGGUUGGCAACCGCCAUACGCUGCCUAUAUACGCCUACCGCCGAACGGACCUGAUUAACCAAGGCGAUCGACCAAACCGCAACCUUAGUGCCAACAUCAAAACGAUGCAGUUGGCGUCAUAG
Eimeria mitis is the source of this 489-nucleotide messenger RNA. RefSeq lists its product as uncharacterized. The coding region runs from base 1 to 489 and encodes 162 amino acids. The transcript has a single exon. NCBI's taxonomy places the organism in Eukaryota, Apicomplexa, Conoidasida, Eucoccidiorida, Eimeriidae. The record is from RefSeq and is a predicted model, not a curated record.